Aureobasidium subglaciale EXF-2481 is the source of this 1447-nucleotide messenger RNA. RefSeq lists its product as uncharacterized. Lineage: Eukaryota; Fungi; Ascomycota; Dothideomycetes; Dothideales; Saccotheciaceae. The transcript is spliced from 3 exons. Gene Ontology annotation, cellular component: Ino80 complex. The record is from RefSeq and is a predicted model, not a curated record. Bases 257 to 1066 code for a protein of 269 amino acids. Gene Ontology annotation, biological process: chromatin remodeling.
UGGCUCAGCGCACAACAGAGUCAAAGUGCCUUGCACUCUAUAUCCCUUCCCCCUCUACUCAUCAAUCUCGCUCACACAUCCAUCAUCACCCUUCGAUUUCCUGAUAUACCAUCGCCAACAACCAAAUCCCUCCCACAUUCCGUAAAGCCUGCGACGCAUCCACCACACUAAGUCAAAGAGACAAAGCCAGCCACACGACCGACGACGGGCGCAAUCCAAGUCGCCGCUCCCCGACCCACCUUCCACAUCAUCCACAAUGGCUACCACUCCAGUGCCAAAAGGAUCAGCUAAAGCGAAGCCUAACAAGACCGUCGUCCUUCGUUUAGCUCCCCAUCUGCUGAAGAAGUUCAGCCCGCUGUCCGAAGACAUCUCUGAACCUUCACCCACUGCCUCUCCCGCACCCGCCUCAACCCCAAUCAUCAACGCACCUGCACCUGAUGCUUCCGAGGCAAAUGGCACGCCAGCCCCUGGCAACGAUGCCGCUGCCACAGACAACAACUCGCUAGCUCCUCCACCAGCAACCAACGGCAAGAGAAAGGGUGUUCCUGGACCUAAACCUGGCACAAAGAGAACUGCAGCUCAGGCUGAGGCUGGUCCUAAUGCUAAGCCUAGAGGAAAGCCCGGCCCCAAGAAGAAGCCUCGCUUGGCUGACGGAACCAUUGAUAGAACUGCCGACGGCACAAAGAAGGGCCCGUUCGGCGGCGUGGCACCCAUCGCUACCCACAAGCUAGGCCCUAAAGCCAACACCGGCGCAAUCAACGCUGGCCUCCGCGCUCUUGACAGAUCCGGCAAGCCCUGUCGUAGAUGGGAGCGCAAGGGUAUCCAACUCAAAAGCAUAUCUGGUGUUGCAUGGACUGUGGGAUCAUGGGCAGCACCACUCAAGGACAAUUCCUCAUUCAGCGGAGAUGUCAAGAGCGAGAACUCGUCCAGCAGCAACGCCGAACAUGCCAGACUAGAAAGCAGAAGCAGUGUUAUCCCCAGUGAGAGGAGCAAUGCUGGAGAAGGGGCCAAGCAGGAGAAUGCCCUCGAGAGCUCUCCCGCAGCAGCUCCAGCUAUCGAGGCAUAAACAAGUCAACAUGAUACAAAUUUUUUUCUUCUUCUACACAACAUGAAAUGAUACCCAAUACUACCAUGUACUACAAUGUGCAUGUACAUUGAUGACCAAGCCCGCAUGGCAGGUCACCGGCAUUCGCACAAGUCAGCAGUCUAUAUUUCAUUUGUUUUUGUCGAGCAUCAGCAUGGCGAUAUCUAGUACAGAGGAUAACGCGAUAGCGCUGAUGAUGUGUAAGCCUAGGCGGGAUCUGGGUGGGGCUCUGAUGAUUUUUGUUCAAAAUACAGCGUUCAAUAUAAAAAGACGUUGAUAUACUUGACGUUACUAAAGUCAGAAGGAGAUUUAGCAGGUCAUUCGGGUGGUCGCAUGUGAUAAUUGUCAGGAGCUCGACGAUCG